AGCCGUUGGUGGUGAGCGAGCCGUUGCUCAGUUUCAUUCAGCAGGGAGGAAGUAGCCAGGAAGUCAAGGCACCCCGAACCUAAUUGAACCCCCUUCUGGACCGGACAAAUGGCUUCAAAUAAUGGCUCAGUCGGCAAAUGGGAAGUCGUAAAGAAAGGGAAGAAAAGCAACAACUCAGGGGGAGGCAAGAGCGCGACUGACAAGAAAACUGGCAGCGGGGGAAGGAAAGCCCUGGGCGAAUCUAACCAGCCAUCCAGGCCACCUUUGAAGAUGUCAGAGACGCUCUAUGAUGGCUUUGAGAAGAUGGGAAAGAAACAGAACAAGGAGCAGGUUCCACCACCAGCAGAGCCAGAAAACAAGAAGCAAUCAACGAGUAAACCAUCAAAGAAAUCAAACUCCAGCAAUACAGUCACCCCCACAGCUCACAGGACCCUGGAGGAUGCUUUCAAAGCUUUGGAUAUUGCAGACCUGAAGCAGCAGUUGGCUCGGAGUCAAACCCUGUUCCCAGAAAACCCAUCAGUGUGGGUCAAAGAUCUGGCAGGAUACCUCAACCUCAAUCUGACUGCACCAGAGACGGAACCCACACUCAGCAGCUACGCUCAUGACUACCCAUACUGCCUUACAGGAAAAGAGCUGAAGGGUGUAAUCAAAGGCCUCAUUGGACGCUGCAGUGAUAUCCUGCCAGAUUUCUUUGACCACUGUGUUUAUACUAUGCUCAGGGAACUGGACAGACAGUCAGGAGAACCUCUGCAUGGCUACAGAAUUUGCAUUCAGGCAAUCCUACAGGACAAACCCAGAAUAGCAACCCAAAACCUGCCAGAGUAUUUGGAGCUGCUGCGGUCAGUUCAGAAUCGACCAGUAAAGUGUUUGACCAUCAUGUGGGCGCUUGGCCAGGCUGGAUUCUACGACCUCAGCCAAGGACUUAGAGUGUGGCUGGGUAUCAUGCUUCCUGUCCUGGGAGUCAAGUCCUUGUCUUCAUAUGCCAUUGCAUAUCUUGAGAGACUUCUUCUACUUCAUGCAAACCUAACAAAGGGAUUUGGCAUCAUGGGUCCUAAAGAGUUUUUUCCUUUACUGGAUUUUGCCUUCAUGCCCAAGAAUGCCCUGUCAUCAAGUCUACAGGAACAGCUGAGGCGUCUGUACCCACGACUGAAGGUUCUCGCAUUUGGAGCCAAACCUGAGAGCACAUUACACACAUACCUGCCGUCAUUCCUGUCCAGAGCAACACCGCACUGUCCAGAUGACAUGAAGAGAGAGUUGCUCAGCAGUAUGACGGAGUGUUUGUGCGUGGAUGUUCAGAGUCUUGGAGUGUGGAGGCAGCUCUAUACCAAACAUUUACCCCAGUCCAGUCUGCUGUUGAACCAUUUAUUGAAAUCCUGGAAUAUCCUGCCACCAAAGCUCCGGAAGAACCUUGAAGAAACAAUCCAGUCUUUCAGAGUGACCAACGAGGAGAUGAAGGACACUGUUGAAUCUCAGGAACUUCAGGAGUGCAAUAACCUGUGCCAGAAUCUGCAGGUAAAGAUGCGUGGUCGUGGGUUCCCCUGGUCCAAACUGCUCAUGGUUCUGCUUGUGUUUGUUGCUGGUUUCAUUGCUCAUGACAUCAGAUCCCAGGGUUCCUUUGCAGAUUCUACGACAGCUAGGCAUCUGCAAAACUCAGGGAUCACAGCUGUAUCACAGCAGGCCUGGGGAAAAAUAACUGUUUACUCCAAACAGGGCUUCAGCUGGUUGGAGACAAACACCCCUUAUUAUUACUCUGAGUGUGUGCGGGUUUUGGGGCCACUAAUGGAGCAAGGUUUUGAGAAGGCAAAAACAGCAGCAAUCUUCAUCUCUGAAAACACAACACAGUUUAUUCUCUGGGUCAAAGAAAAGACGCCGCUUGCAAUAGAAUGGGUAAACACAAACACCCCAGACAGUGUGUUCCAGGUGAUAGCGUAUAUAAGGGAGCUCCUCCUCUUCCUCCAUCAGAACUACAUCCUGCCAGCACUGGCAUACAUAUCUGAACUACUACAAAGGGCAUGGACCAACCUACAGGACUCUUGCAACGGUGAGGUAUCGCUAUCGUGUCUGCAGGAGCAUGCCAUAUCCUUUACCAACUCAACGUGGCAGCUGCUCCAACAUACGACGUCGGCCAUCAAGACGUGGGCUCAGGAGCUGCUUACACGAGCAUGAUAACAUCAGAGACACUUGACUGAUACACGCAUACAAGAAACACACAUGUGAAGUAAUAUACAGAAACACACACUGCCCCAAUCUGAGGUGGCCUUUCAGAGCGUUGGCUCCCCUCUCAGCUGUGAUUGGACACUGUGGGGUCAGACAAGCAAACGGCCGCUCAAAAAGGACCCUUCUAUCUCUCGUUUUGGCUAAAAUUUUUAAAUCAGUUUGCUGUUGUAUAGAUAUUUUUUUCUACCAAUCCUUUUUGUCACUGCUGGAUGCAGAGGUCGUUUUUCUCUCUCUAUCCCUGAGCUUUCUACUGCAAAUGUCAGCUGUUGCUUUAACCUUUUGGGUUAAACAAACUGUGUAAUUUAUAGAAAAUGUAGGUUUGUAGAUGAUUUAUAAACCGUUUUUAUUUAAAGCUAUAAAAAAGUGUUAUCUGAAAACUUGGUUAAGGGCAGGGAAAAGACCAAAAAACAUAUUCCAGACUUCUUAAAGCCAAUAAAGACCUCAUCAGCUAAAGUCAGACUCAUCUACCAAUCUUUGUCCAACUCAUUGUGAAGUCAGCUGCAGUGUUGUUGUGUGCAUUAAAGCCUCAAAUCUCACAAUGCAAGGCCUUGUAGAGGGAAGCUUGUGGGAUUAGGAUUAGAUCUGUUGAUGGUUUGACUUCAAAGAAAUGGAGUGGGCAGCAUCGCCCAAAACAUGACACAAGGAGCUGCAAACGAAUAAAAAAACUUCCACGAAAAGAAGAUGAAGAAAUCUACCUUCUGUCUUGUCUAUUGUGCACAUUUUAUCAUCUUUGCUGUUCAUGCUAUGUCUGCUGUCUCUCCUGCUUUUUCAUUUGCCAUCAGAAUCUCAACACCAGAGCUAAAAGCAGCACUACGGUUGUGUACUCAUACUUGAAAACUAAUGAUAUUCUUUGGGUGUUUGUGUGUGUGUGCCUGUACGGGGACAUGAUAAUUCUCAAUAAUGGGAUUAUGAUCAGUGCGUGCCAACGUCCCCUUGUAAUGUGGAAAUAAAUAAGAAUACACCCUCUUCUGGUCUAGACAAACCUUUGAGACCAGUGAUUCAUGAACCCCUCUAGAGCAAGAUAUAUGAAUGGAUAUGGCAAUGACUUAUGUCUUACUUUGUAAUGUAAAUGAUUUAUAAUAAAAAAUUCAACCCAG
Messenger RNA from Cheilinus undulatus (humphead wrasse), 3314 nucleotides. It is a transcript of the gene tmem214, whose product is annotated as transmembrane protein 214. The record is from RefSeq and is a predicted model, not a curated record. Gene Ontology annotation, cellular component: endoplasmic reticulum; Golgi apparatus. The transcript is spliced from 17 exons. NCBI's taxonomy places the organism in Eukaryota, Metazoa, Chordata, Actinopteri, Labriformes, Labridae. The coding region runs from base 109 to 2166 and encodes 685 amino acids.